CUUUUCUCUUAUCUUGCCAUACACAGUCUACAGCAAUGGAUAAUUCCAGUGGUCAUAAGUUUGCAAGGGCAAUUUCACGUAGAAAGUGCAUCCCAGCAUAUGUCUUGAAUGAUUUAAGCAGUCGCUUCAUCAUCAACACCAGACCAGAGGAAGUGAAGUCCAUCAUUAGGAUUUUUUUCCACAUUGAAACAGCCUACUGGUUUUAUUUGGACUUUCAUUGUGUAGAAAACGCACAGCUGAAGGAGUGCACUAUGAGAGAGUUCUCAUAUGAUUUAAUAAAUCAUGUACCUCAGUUGAAGCAGUAUCUUGCAGAAUUUGACAAACAUUUUGACGCCUGGAAACAGUACAAACGGACCAUUGGAACGUAUGGUGCAAUUAUCAUAGACCAAACUAUGAAACAUGUACUUUUGGUUCAAAGUUUUUCAGGUAGGAACAGCUGGGGUUUUCCCAAGGGCAAAAUCAAUCAGAAUGAAACUCCAGUGGAUUGUGCUGCUAGAGAGGUUCUUGAGGAAACAGGCUUUGAUAUACGACCUCAUGUCGAUCCCUAUGAGUACCUGGAGAAAAACUUCAACGAGCAACUCAACCGCCUCUACUUAAUUGAUGGAAUACCAUGGGAUACGGCUUUUCAGCCCAAGACACGUAGAGAGAUAAGGGACAUUCAGUGGUUUCCUCUGGAAAUGCUGCUCACUGCAAAGACAGAGUCAUUGCUUAAGGAAACUGUGGGUCAGAAUGUCAACCUGUACACCGUGGUGCCAUAUCUCAGGGCCAUCAAGAAAUGGAUUCAUGACAAGCAGUCAGGGGAUGGAGGUGCCAAGCAGAGAAACCGACAGAGGCAACAGAAACAGUUCUCCCAGCAGAACCAAAGUCAGUAUCAGGAGUACAUGCAGCUGAAGAAGGGCAAGAUCACACCAAAGAACUUUGUGAACCAACGCAAGACUUCUGUCAGGUACUCGAGGGAUAUCCUUGAAUUCCAAGAGAACCAAGUCAAGCAGGGAAGGCGAGGAAUGACUGUUGUUCAGAGUUUAUUUGGACAUAGAGAGCAGCGUCCAGCUGAAGUGUACAAGCCACCGGAGGUGGACACAAACUCUUUUUAUUCCCAGGCCUGGUUCAACUUCUCUUUGGACACUGAUGGUAUCCUAGAGCUAUUGCCUCAUGAAGGAACCUAUUACUUCCCCACUCGGAAAGUGUAAUUUAUGUCGGAAAAAAGACACAAUGACAUGUGGUACAUUGCAUUGAAUUCUUCUAAGUCCGGGGCCUUGAUUUUUGCAUUGAAAAAAAAUACUGAGGUUUCAGUUUGUCCCUCUCUUGACCAAUGAGAGCAUGGUACCGUAUUAUAUUCCUGUUGUGCCAAAUACAGUGUACUACUUUCACAUGAAAGAAAAGGUCUUUUUAAAACGCUACCUCAAAAUUACAAAGUUCUAUCUGCUCAGUACCUAGUUUUGAGCAAUUUGACGUCAAAAUUUUAUAAAGUUU
This is a messenger RNA of Aplysia californica (California sea hare), 1473 nucleotides long. RefSeq names its product m7GpppN-mRNA hydrolase. Lineage: Eukaryota; Metazoa; Mollusca; Gastropoda; Aplysiida; Aplysiidae. Gene Ontology annotation, biological process: deadenylation-dependent decapping of nuclear-transcribed mRNA; nuclear-transcribed mRNA catabolic process, nonsense-mediated decay. The record is from RefSeq and is a predicted model, not a curated record. Gene Ontology annotation, molecular function: 5'-(N(7)-methylguanosine 5'-triphospho)-[mRNA] hydrolase activity; RNA binding; manganese ion binding. The coding region runs from base 36 to 1190 and encodes 384 amino acids. Gene Ontology annotation, cellular component: cytoplasm; P-body. The transcript has 10 exons.